AUGUCUAUAGCUCAGAAACUGUGUGAUGAAAUAGUGCAGCCAGCGUUAGGCACAUCCCCUAAGAUAUUUACCACACCCAAAAAAUGUUUGUUUCCAUCUUCUGCAAGUAAUAAAUACUAUAACAUUACACAAUCCGGAUCAGGUUCAGGCUCUAGAUCCAUAACGAGGAAAAGACAACCUUCCAAUAUAACAUUACAGCGUAAAGGUAUCGUUACCAAAUCUUCAUUGCGCUCUAAGGAUUUUGGAGCUUCAAACUACAAGAAAGUUCUAGUGGAUACAGCCAUCAACACAAAAGCGACUGGGCCCUUGAAGUGCGAUCAUAACUGCGUCACAGAUGUCCGUAGACGCGAUAAUCAUAGCUGUGGGUGCAAAUGUUCUCAAAGAAGGCUUCCUAACUGCAAAUCUAGUGUGAAACAAGUACAAACUUUUGAUACCAAGAAUUAUUUAUUGGCGGACAAGGCGUGUUCCCAAACAGUUAAGACACUGAGUUGUGGUACACAGUUUCUUGACAGAUUAAGCCACGCUAGUAAACGGGAGACUCGAAAUGAAAAGAUGCACAAUAGCAAGUACACGAUGAAAGAAUUCAAAGCAAGGCAAUCUCGUAAUGCAAAACAUAUGGAGGAAUCGACCAUAGCACUUGAUGAACGAACACAUAACGUCUUGAAUAGUGCGAGACGUUGGGCCCUUAAUAAUUUCCCUGUUCAUGGUCCUGACUUUUGA
Messenger RNA from Spodoptera exigua (beet armyworm), 720 nucleotides. The record is from the annotation of a GenBank genome assembly. Lineage: Eukaryota; Metazoa; Arthropoda; Insecta; Lepidoptera; Noctuidae.